AUGUCAAAUUUUAAGUGGAGGGACCUAUUAAAAUUAAAUUCAAAAUCAGAGGCAUAUUUGUCGCCACUUUCAUGUAUAGCACAUGUCGAUCUAAAUGCCUUUUUUGCACAAGUGGAACAAGUUCGGUGUGGAUACUCAAGAGACGACCCAGUAGUCUGUGUACAAUGGCAGUCGAUUAUUGCGGUUUCAUACGCCGCAAGAAAAUAUGGAAUAUCAAGAAUGGAUUCAGUGAAAACUGCUUUUGAAAAGUGUCCAAGUUUGGUUCCUAUUCAUACUGCUGUAUUUAAGAAGGGAGAAGAUUUUUGGCAAUAUCACGAUGGAUAUGGUUCAUGGAACAAGAAUCCCAAUAAGAGGUUAUCACCAGAAUCAUAUAAGGUUUCUUUGAUUCCAUAUAGACGAGAAGGUAGAAAAGUUUUAAAAAUAUUCCAGGAGUGUUGUGAUCUAGUGGAAAAAGCUAGUGUUGAUGAAAUGUUUCUAGAUUUAGGAAGAUUGUGUUUUCAACAUUUAUUGUUAUUUGAUAGAAGUGAUGACAAUGACCGUUUAAAUUUGGAUAUUGACUAUUCAGUGUUCCAAGAUAUUAGAACUAUUUUUGUAUCUGGUACAUAUGAAUUAGAUUCUAGGUUACCUAUGAUAUCAGAAGAUAUAAACGAAAAGGUUAAGUUUAAAGGUAAUGUAUUUAAUCUAACUUCAUCAUUUUCUGGUCAAAAUUCUCAAUUACCAAAUAUCGAAGAUUGGGAUGAUGUUAUUUUUGCUCUUGCCUCACAUAUCAUCGAUUAUAGUAGAACGUAUAUUGAAAAGACACUUGGAUAUACGACAUCAUGUGGGAUUGCCAGGACAAAGGUAGUAGCUAAACUAGGAUCUAACUUUAAAAAGCCUAACGCCCAAACAAUAAUAUUGAAUAAAUAUCUUAAUGACUUUUUGGACUGUGGCAAAUUUGAAAUCACUAGUUUUUGGACCAUGGGCGGAUCACUUGGUAAAUCUUUAUCAGGUUUAUUAAAAUUACCCUCAAAGGGUAGUAUCAGGUACAUUAGAGAUAACUGGGAUAGUAGCAAACAGUUACAAGAUUUUAUUGAAGCCGAAAUUAAACAAACAAAUUUCAUUCCUGAACAUAAUAAAUUCAAUUUCGAGAAUACUGAAGCCUUAUCAAAAAAGAUAUAUGAGUUAAUAAAAGGCGAGUAUCAUGAAUCCCUGAACCCUAAAGCUGUAGUCAAGUCUAUGAUGUCUAAUAAAAAUAUGAGGGGAAAUGCCUGUAAUUCCCUUGUAGAUAUAUUAUCAUGGUUUGAAGUGUUUUGUAGUGAAUUGGUGUACCGUGUUGAAGAAUUAGAGCAGGAGUAUAAAAAGAUUAUAAAACCCAACACGGUAACAGUGUUUUUGAAAACUGCAGCCGGUGAAGUGUAUAGAAAAUCGGGUCCUAUAAUUUGCAGGAGUUCAGCUUUUAAUGGUCAAGGUUUGCUUAAAUCUGCUUCGAGGCUUGUUGAUGAAUUUGAUUCACAAAUUUGCAAAGAUAAAAUUCUUCGAGUUUAUCCUUUGAUCAAUUUAAAUUUGAGUAUCUCCAAUUUUGAUAUUCUUGACUUACAGAAGAAUAUUAUGGAUAUGUUUGGAAAUCAGGUACAAAUCCUUAAAGUUAGCAAUGAAGAGAAUUCAAAGGAAUCCACGUAUGAAAGUUCGCCAAAGGACAUAAGAGGUAAAAGUAUUAACAAUAACGAUAAUAAAGAUGAGAAUAUUACAUUUUACUGUAAAAAGUGUAAUUUGCAAUUUAGUUGUAACAAGGAUUUUCAAGAACAUCUUGAUUUUGAUAUUGCAGUUAAAUUGUCUGAAGCCUUGAAUGGAGUAACAGAGGAGUCUUCCAACUUGUCGAUUGGUGAGAAACGGCUUCUGUUUAAGCAAAGUGCGGGUAAAGAUUCUGUGACAAACAGAAGUAGUAACCAAAACAAUUCAAUGAGUAGAAAAUUGAAACUAAACGGUGUCCAAAAGAAGCGUCUAACUAAUCAUGACUCUUCAAAACACGACAUACGACGUUUCUUUAAGAGAUAG
This is a messenger RNA of Arxiozyma heterogenica, 2034 nucleotides long. It is a transcript of the gene RAD30, whose product is annotated as DNA-directed DNA polymerase eta. The record is from RefSeq and is a predicted model, not a curated record. Gene Ontology annotation, molecular function: DNA-directed DNA polymerase activity; damaged DNA binding. Gene Ontology annotation, cellular component: site of double-strand break; replication fork; nucleus. The transcript has a single exon. NCBI's taxonomy places the organism in Eukaryota, Fungi, Ascomycota, Saccharomycetes, Saccharomycetales, Saccharomycetaceae. Gene Ontology annotation, biological process: response to radiation; error-prone translesion synthesis. Bases 1 to 2034 code for a protein of 677 amino acids.